Molecule: messenger RNA, 954 nt
Organism: Effrenium voratum
Lineage: Eukaryota; Dinophyceae; Suessiales; Symbiodiniaceae
Source: the annotation of a GenBank genome assembly
GCGUGGCCUUUGAUUUCUCCUCUCGCUCGCGGCAACAUGUCCGACGCCAUGGAGGGACUGCAGAAGGACUUCCUGGAGUGGAAGAAGAGCCACCCGAGUACCGCGGUAGAGCUCCUCAGUGCAGAGGAGGCGCUCGUUCUGCAGGUGGACUCAUUCGCCACAGUGCUGCUGAUGCGUGUGGAGAGCUCCUUCUUCCUGGAAGCCCAGGAUGCGGACGAGGAGGUGGAGGAGUGGGCCACCGAGCUGAACAGCCUCUUCGCCGAGAAGCCCAAGUUCACCUUGGCGGAUGCUUUGCAAGCACUGGUCACGCAGCUGCCCCGGGGCGAAGAUGAGGAGAUGCUGAGCCAGGCCAUAGAGCCGGAGACGAAGCGCCGAGCCUGCAACGACGAAGUGGAGGAGUCAAAGCGCCUGCAGUCGCUGUCAGCACAGGGAUCCCGGCAGGCUUCGCAGGUGCUGAUGCGGGAGAUGCGGGCGUUGCAUGCGUUGCAGGGUGACGGCGGAGCUUGCGAUCGCGCGCUGGAGGUCGAGAUGGUGCAGGAUUCGCUGUACCACUGGACGGUGAAGAUGCAUGCUGCCGGCUUUCCGGACUGCAGCCUCCGGCAGGAGUUGGGGAAGUAUGCAGCGCAGCACCCGACUGGCCAAGCUGCCGUGGUGCUGGAAGUGCUUUUUCCAGACAGCUUUCCCAUGGAACCGCCCUUCAUUCGGAUAGUCCGGCCACGGUUCCAAAUGCACACAGGACACAUCACGGUGGGCGGCAGCAUUUGCAUGCAGCUGCUGACCACUUCUGGCUGGCUGCCCACCGUGUCACUGGAGAAUGUCUUUGUGGCCAUUCGAAGUGAGAUGGUGGAAGGUGGAGGGCGACUUGACUUCAGCUCGUGUCGCGACUACAGCGUGCAAGAGGCAAGAGAAGCUUUUCAGCGCGUGGCUCGACGCUAUGGCUGGAACUGAGCAGAA